CCCCGAUAAGUUGGUCAAUCAGGUUUGUCGUCCAGCCCGCAUUUCCUUGCAGGUCCAAGUCGAGAAGCUAUUGGUCCGCUUGCGAAGCCUGCUGAAGCGUUCUAUUCUUUUUUUUGGAGGCUGCGUAGACAAGCGGUUGGAGCUGGCUUAUAGCCUGUUAUUGUACCUGCUCUAAAGUGACCAAGGAAAUCAGUGAAGGCUUGCACAUUGUACACCGUGUGUGUCGUGAGCUCUGUUCAUGGCGGCCGUGCAGCUCGACUCCGGCCUGCUCAUCGGCUUUCUCUUCUUGGCGACGUGCUUGGUCGUCGCGGUUAGGAGCUACCUGAGAUCGGGCGGCGCGGACGGUGGCCGUGGUGGCGCGGCGAUCACGUCGCCGCCGGCGUUGCCGGUCAUCGGCAACCUCCACCAGCUCGGCCGCGGGCGGCACCACCGGGCGCUGCGCGAGCUCGCGCGGCGGCACGGCCCGCUGUUCCAGCUCCGGCUCGGCUCCGUGCGCGCGCUCGUCGUCUCCUCGGCGUCCAUGGCGGAGGCCGUGCUCAGGCACCAGGACCACGUGUUCUGCGGCCGGCCGCAGCAGCACACGGCGCGGGGCACGCUGUACGGCUGCCGGGACGUCGCGUUCAGCCCCUACGGCGAGCGGUGGCGCCGCCUCCGCCGCGUCGCCGUCGUGCACCUCCUCAGCGCGAGGCGGGUCGACUCGUUCCGCGCCCUCCGGGAGGAGGAGGUCGCGUCGUUCGUGAACCGGAUCCGCGCGGCGAGCGGCGGAGGCGGAGGCGUCGUCAACUUGACCGAGCUCAUCGUCGGCCUGACCCACGCCGUCGUGUCGAGGGCGGCGUUCGGGAAGAAGCUCGGCGGCGUCGAGCCGGCGAAGGUCCGCGAGACGGUGGGGGAGCUCGCCGACCUGCUGGGGACGAUCGCAGUGAGCGACAUGUUCCCGCGGCUCCGGUGGGUGGACUGGGCGACGGGGCUCGACGCGAGGACGAAGAGGACGGCGGCCAAGCUCGACGAGGUUCUCGAGAUGGUGCUCCGUGACCACGAGCCGAGCCGCGGGGACGACGACGACGACGACGGCGACGGCGAGGCCCGUGACCUCAUGGACGACCUUCUCUCCAUGGCCAACGGCGGCGACGACCAUGGCUACAAGCUCGACAGGAUCGAUGUCAAGGGACUCCUCAUCUUGGUAAGACAUGUUCGCGGCAGGCACGGACACAGUCUACAAGUCGAUAGAAUGAACAAUGGCCGAGCUCAUCAAGAACCCAGCAGAAAUGGCGAAAGUGCAAGCAGAGGUGAGACAUGUCGUAGCAGCUGCACACGGAGGAGAAGGAGACGAAGACGCCGUCGUCAUCGUCAAGGAGGAGCAGGCGAGCAGCUGGGGAAGAUGACGCUCCUCCGGGCGGCGAUGAAGGAGGCGAUGCGCCUCCACCCACCGCUGCCGCUGCUCAUCCCGCGCGAGGCGAUCCAGGACACGGUGCUCCACGGCCACCGCGUCGCGGCGGGGACGCGCGUGAUGAUCAACGCGUGGGCGAUCGGGAGGGACGAGGCGGCGUGGGAGGACGCGGGGGAGUUCAGGCCGGGGAGGUUCGCCGACGGCGGGGACAACGCCGGCGUCGAGUACUACGGCGGCGGCGGCGACUUCCGGUUCAUGCCGUUCGGCGCCGGCAGGAGGGGGUGCCCCGGCAUGGCGUUCGCGACGCGGCUCGCGGAGCUCGUGGUGGCGAACAUGGCGUGCUGGUUUGAGUGGGAGCUCCCCGAUGGGCAGGACGUCCAGUCGUUCGAGCCUUCGAGGUCGUCGAGUCGAGAGGUUUGUCGCCUGGGCUCAUCAUCCGGGAAAAUUGGAAACCACGUAUAUGUAGUGCAAACCACUCGUAUGUAGUGGAAACUUGGAAACUAUCGUUGGAUCGAG
This is a messenger RNA of Oryza sativa Japonica Group (Japanese rice), 1903 nucleotides long. The record is from RefSeq and is a predicted model, not a curated record. Lineage: Eukaryota; Viridiplantae; Streptophyta; Magnoliopsida; Poales; Poaceae.